AUGGCUUCUCUACAGAGAUUCGUUAUCUCCGUUCUCCUGAUCCUAACGGUCACUUUCGUCUUCUUCGCGCAGGCCACCGAGGCGGCGAAGGGACCGAAGAUCACUCACAAGGUCUACUUCGACAUCACUCAUGGUGAUGAGGAGCUCGGCCGCAUCACCAUCGGUCUCUAUGGCAAGACAGUCCCCAAGACUGCAGAGAACUUCCGUGCCUUGGCUACCGGCGAGAAGGGCUUCGGCUACGAGGGCUCGGCCUUCCACCGUGUCAUUAAGCAAUUCAUGAUCCAGGGAGGAGACUUUACCAACGGUGACGGAACCGGUGGCAAGUCCAUCUAUGGCCAGAAAUUCCCCGACGAGAACUUCAAGCUCAAGCACACCCGCAAGGGCCUCCUCAGUAUGGCAAAUGCUGGCAAAGAUACAAAUGGUUCGCAGUUCUUUAUUACAACUGUAGUAACUAGCUGGCUCGAUGGCCGACAUGUCGUCUUCGGAGAGGUUCUUGAGGGUUACGACAUCGUCGAGAAGAUCGAGAACUGCGAGAAGGGAGCUGGAGACAAGCCCGUGAAGACUGUGAAGAUUGCUAAGAGCGGCGAACUUCCAGUGCCAGAUGAAGGUAUCCAUGCGGAACUCUAA
Messenger RNA from Aaosphaeria arxii CBS 175.79, 627 nucleotides. Its product is annotated as peptidyl-prolyl cis-trans isomerase B. Gene Ontology annotation, biological process: protein peptidyl-prolyl isomerization; protein folding. NCBI's taxonomy places the organism in Eukaryota, Fungi, Ascomycota, Dothideomycetes, Pleosporales. The transcript is spliced from 5 exons. The record is from RefSeq and is a predicted model, not a curated record. Gene Ontology annotation, molecular function: peptidyl-prolyl cis-trans isomerase activity. Gene Ontology annotation, cellular component: fungal-type vacuole; endoplasmic reticulum. Bases 1 to 627 code for a protein of 208 amino acids.